AUGAAUGAUAAGGGGUGUUCUUAUAAUAUAUACAAAAAUAAACACGAGGAUAAAUUAAGUUAUAAGGCAUAUAAUAUUAGUAGUAAAAAAUAUAAUGAAGAAAACGAAAAAAAUAAAAAGAAGAUAAAUAAUUAUAGCAAUAAAAAUCAAAGUAACGAUUAUAAUAUUAUAAAACACAAUUCUAUUAACAGAAAUAAUUAUAAUUCUAAUGAUAUUAACAAAAGUUUUAAUAAUUCUCCUUCAAUUAAAAACAAUAUUAAUUACAACUAUGUAAGUAAUAAUGAUGAUAAUAAAUACAAGAAAUAUAAAAAUAAUGAUGAUUAUUAUAAAUAUCAUAAUAAUUAUAAUAAUGAAGGUGAUGAAAUUAUUAUGAAGAAUUAUUCUAAAAAUAUACCAAAAAGUAAUGAGUUAAAUAACAAUUCACAUGAUAGUUCUAAUAGAGGUUCUUAUAAUUACGAACAUGCAAAUCAUAAUAGUAAUAAUAAAAACAAUACAAAUUACACUUCUUAUAGUAAUAUUUAUAGUAAUAAUAAUAAUAAUUAUUAUUAUUAUGAUUUUAAUUGUAGUAAUAAUUAUGAUAAAAAUAAGAAUUAUAAUAAUGGGAAUUAUGAUAAUAAAAUAAGUUAUUCUAAUAAUGAUGAUUUUAUUGAAAAAAAUUAUAACUUUAAUCAAAAUGUUAAUAACAAUGAAAAUUGCCUAAAUUAUUCUUACAGUAAUAAUAAAAAAAAUAAUAAUUCUUUUGAUGAGAAAGAAGUAAAUAUCAUUAAAAGUGAUUCUAGAAAUAGUAAUCAGAAUAAUAAAAAUACAAAUUUCACUGAAAAAAAAAACAAUGAAUCCAAUUUGUAUCUCAAUAAAAAUGAAAAUUAUAUAAAUGGAAAAAAUUUUUAUGAAAAUGAAAAAAAUCAAUCCGAAGAAAAUAUGUGUAAAAAUAAUAAUACAUGUUACAAUGAUAAUCAUAACAAUUUUAAUGAAAAUAAUAUUAUAAAUAAGGAUUCAAGUGUUCAUAAUCAAAAUGUCAAUGAAAAUAAAAAUUAUGAUGAACACGAAAGUUAUAAUACUUUACAAGAAUUAAAUGAAGAAGACAAAAUUUUUUUAGAAAAAUUAUUAACAUGUUGUGAAGAAUCUAAAAAAGAUAGUAUUAAUAAAGCAAAUGAAUGGAUAUUAAAUAAAUGUGAUUAUAUAAACAACAGCAAAAUUAUAUCCUUAUAUUUUUAUAAUAAAAUAUUAAAAUGUAUAAAUUUUAAAAAUAAAUUAAAUUUAGUUUUUUCUUAUCAUGAAUUAUUAAGAAAUUUUAUGUUAAAAAACAAAAAAAAAGCAUUAAAUGAAUUUAAAGUAUAUAUGAAUUCAAUAGUUCAAGAUGCAUAUACGUGUGCAUAUUAUAAAGAUCAUAAUUCAAUAAAUGUUUUAUUACAAAUGGUUUAUAAAUGGAAUGAAUUAUCAAUUAAUAAUUUUCAGGAAACAAAAAUGUUAUUAAAUAUAUUUCAUUAUGACAAUAAUUAUCAUCAAAAUAAUCAUUUAGACAAAAAUAGAAAUGAACAUUAUUCUUCUUAUAAUACUUCAAAUAAAUUUUUAAAUUCACAGAAUUUUCAAAAUCAAAAUUUAUCAAAUCAAACUUACCAAAAUAAAAAUUAUCAGAAUCAUAAUUAUCAAAAUCAGAAAAUGCCACCACCACCUCCUCCUCCUCCACUUGCUAAAUCAAAUUCUAAUGAAUUUUCAAAAGGACAUAAUUUUUAUGAAAAAUCUAAAAAAAAUGAUGGGGAAAAUAAAGUAAGUUACUUAAACAAUUCAACCAUAACUAACAACAACACAAAUAAAAAUCCAGAGGAUAUUUCUGUUGGUUUUUUAGCUACACUAUUAAAAUAUAUUUCAAAAAAAGGGAAAAAAUUACAAAACCCUUUAAUUCCUUACACUCCUAUAGAUAUUUCUUAUACAUAUCAAACUCCUCCAUCUUUAAAUCCCUCAGAAAGAUUAAAUGAAAAAGUAAAUGAUUUUUAUGAUGAAUUAAAACACAUUAUUAACAAUAAAGAUAUUGAAAGCAGUGAUGCCUCUGAUUCAGAUGAAUUGAAUGUUUACGAAAAUUAUAAAAAAUUAAAAAAUAUAGACAAAAAAAAAAAAAAUUUGAAAAAUAGCAAUAAUAAUUCAAAAUUUUGUAAUAACAGUGAUAAAUUAACUAAUGAUAAAUAUGAUCAGAAUAAUUACUCAAGUGAUACUAAUACAACAUUUUCAUCUAUUGAAUUAAUUGAUAAUUCAAUGAUUGAACUUUUAUCUGAUAGUAAUAACCAGAAGAAAAAUAAAAAAAGUAAAAAUGUUAACUUUAGUCAAAUAGCUAUUGAAAAUGCGCAAAAUUGGAAUGAUGAAAAGGAUCAUAAUAAUUCUAUUUUUGAUUAUUACUCUUUAGCUGUAAAAGAAUCAAAUGAAGAUGAUGUAUUUGAAAAUUAUAGAAGAAAUAAAGCUUAUGUAUAUCAUGAAACUAUAGCUCAAAAAUUUUAUGAUCUAAAAAAUAAAGAAAUAUAA
Molecule: messenger RNA, 2514 nt
Organism: Plasmodium gallinaceum
Lineage: Eukaryota; Apicomplexa; Aconoidasida; Haemosporida; Plasmodiidae
Product: conserved Plasmodium protein, unknown function
Exons: 1
Coding region: 1-2514 (837 amino acids)
Source: RefSeq, a predicted model, not a curated record